This is a messenger RNA of Mollisia scopiformis, 1018 nucleotides long. RefSeq lists its product as uncharacterized. Lineage: Eukaryota; Fungi; Ascomycota; Leotiomycetes; Helotiales; Mollisiaceae. Gene Ontology annotation, biological process: maturation of SSU-rRNA from tricistronic rRNA transcript (SSU-rRNA, 5.8S rRNA, LSU-rRNA). The transcript is spliced from 2 exons. The record is from RefSeq and is a predicted model, not a curated record. Gene Ontology annotation, cellular component: nucleolus; preribosome, small subunit precursor. Bases 33 to 905 code for a protein of 290 amino acids.
GAAACGAACAAAAUAUUAUUCGCAACGACACAAUGGGUCCGAAAAGAAAGCACCAAGAGUCAGAAGCGCAAGGUGAUGUGCACGAAUCUCGUCAAGCGCAGGUCUACGGUAACAAACCUCGCCCCGCCAAAAAACCACGAAAUUCCGAACCUGCCAGAAAACAGCUUCAUGCUUCGAGUGUCAACGCCAUCAAGAAGAAGAUCAGAGAUGUGAGCAGAAGGCUAGAAAGAUCUGAGAAUGUCCCUGCAGAUGUUAGAGUCCAGGAUGAAAGAGCUCUUGCUACAUACGAGCAAGAAUUAGCAGAGGCGGAAGCAGAGAAGGUCAGACAAAAAAUGAUCAAGAAGUAUCACAUGGUACGAUUCUUUGAGCGUCAAAAGGCUACACGACUGCUCAAAAGGCUUCGAAAGCGACUUAUUGAAGCAGAUAGUACUGAAGAAGUUGAGACAUUGAAGACUCAGAUGUACGUGGCAGAAGUAGAUCUGAAUUAUACUCAGUACUGUCCUCUCAGUCUACCCUAUGUCUCGCUUUACCCUCCGAAAGGCACAGUUACGAAAGAUGAGGACGAACAGGUCGAGGAUACAAGACCAAAGCCUGAGAUGUGGGCAGAGGUUGAGAAGUGUAUGGAACUUGGAACUCUUGACAGGCUUCGGAACAGGCCACCGAAUACACCUGCCAAUACCUCCAAACGAUUGGAAAGAAAAGUUCCUAAACCAAAACGAGUAGAGUUAGUGGAUACAACAGGCAUGAACCGGAGGGAGAGGAGAAGUCUACGGGGCGUCAACAAGGAAGGUAAAGCCAAGAAUAAGUCUACCGGAUUUGAAAAGAACAAGGCAUUUGGUGCCACUUUAAGUGCAAAUUUGGGCGAGACCGAGGAAGAUAGUGAUGGAGGUUUCUUUGAAGAAUGAGUAAGGGAUGUUCUCCGGGUGACAUCGUCAUGGCAUUGAAUGGAGUCGGUACGAAAUGAUACCCCUUGUAGCGUAAUUUGCCUUCAAAAAACCUCUGAGAGACCUGCAGAUUG